Messenger RNA from Gastrolobium bilobum, 1929 nucleotides. RefSeq names its product protein PSK SIMULATOR 1-like. NCBI's taxonomy places the organism in Eukaryota, Viridiplantae, Streptophyta, Magnoliopsida, Fabales, Fabaceae. Gene Ontology annotation, biological process: positive regulation of growth. The record is from RefSeq and is a predicted model, not a curated record. The transcript has 2 exons. The coding region runs from base 204 to 1859 and encodes 551 amino acids.
UUUUACUCACAUCCAUUUGUUAUGGUUUCAGCUGCGUGAUUCCUGCGCUCAGCUUAGGAUGUUCCACUCUUCUCCUUUCUCUCUCCAGGGCUCAUUUUCUUCUCCUUCAGCUCAAUGCCGCUUCAGAUUUGUGGAGGGACACUGUGUAUCUGUUAAGAUUGUUAAAUAGGUUAACGUACCCAUUGGAUUCGGCAUACAUAUAAAUGGGGGGUGAAACGGUGAAUGGGACAUGGCUCGGUGUUUUGUGGCCAAUCUCUCGCAAGAGUGCAUCAGAUGACAAGGAAGAAAUUGGGAUUUUGGCACUUGAAGUUGCGGGUUUGAUGUCUAAGGUGGUUAACUUAUGGCAUUCUUUGGGUGAAAGUGAGGUAAUGAGUCUGAGAGAAUGGAUAGUGAACUCUGUUGGGGUCAAAAUGCUGGUGUCUGAUGAUGAUUAUUUCUUGAUGGAACUUGCAUUGAAUGAGUUACUCAAUAACUUUGAAUCUCUAGCACGGUAUGUUGCAAGGUUGGGUAAGAGGUGCAGGGAUCCAGUAUAUCAUGGUUAUGAGCAUUUUGUUAAUAACCCAUGUCAAAAUUGUCUUCAAUGGUCUGGGUGGGAAUAUAGAUGGAAAAAGAUGGAGAGGAAGGUGAAGAAAAUGGAAAAGUUUGUUGCUGCUAUGUCACUAUUGUCCCAAGAGCUUGAUGUACUAGCAGAGAGAGAGCAAACUUUCAGGAGAAUGCAAGUGAAUCCUGAGUGUAAUCGAGUGAAAUUGCUAGAGUUUCAGAAGAAGGUCAUGUGGCACCGCCAGCAAGUGAAAAAUCUGAGAGACAUGUCUCCAUGGAAUAGAAGUUAUGACUAUAUAGUUCGGUUGUUGGCAAGAUCAUUGUUUACAAUUCUAGAGAGAAUCAUACUUGUCUUUGGAAAUAGCCAUCUAGCAGUUGAAAAGCAACUAAAUGAUUCUCUCCCUAUGAAUACUAAUAAUCAUCUAUCACGCACCCUUUCCUUCCCCAUUCUUAUGCAUUAUGGAUUCUGUUCUGAACCUACUGGGAGCAGGCCGGUGUUAAACUCAGGUGUUGUAGUUGACAAGAGCAAAAGCAAGAAGAAAGAGCAGCAAACUUUAUAUAGAAAGCAGUGUUCAGAAAUCAAGCAGUUGAAACAUUUUGGGUCCUUCAAAGGAUGCAAGUUGGUUGGAAAUGAUUCUCAUGUCAUACAGAGUCGUGUGUCAACUAGUGGUGGUUCUAUGAGGUUGAUUGAUUCUCAUAUGAAAAAUAUUGAUAACAUGAAAACAGUGGAUCAAUCAUCUCUCUUUUACAGAAGUAGAAUAUAUUUUAAACUAUCCCUCAAGGGUAGAUUAAAGCCAGCUCCAUCUACACUUGGUGAUGCUGCUUUAGCUCUACAUUAUGCAAAUGUGAUCACAUUGAUAGAGAGGGUAGUGUCAGCACCUCACCUGAUUGAUCUUCAAACAAGAGAUGAUCUAUACAACAUGUUACCAACCACUAUAAGAACCGCUCUGAGGGCUAAGCUUAAGUGGUAUGCUAAAAGCAAGCACGAUGCUAACCUUGCAUUAGAAUGGAGUGUGGUACUCACACAGAUAUUAGAAUGGUUGGCCCCACUUGCACACAACAUGAUAAAAUGGUAUUCUGAGAGGAAUUUUGAGAGGGAGCAUACUACUUUGAAAGCAAAUGUUUUACUAGUUCAGACUCUUUACUUUGCAAACCAAGCAAAAACUGAAGCUGCAAUGGUUGAGCUCCUUGUUGGUCUCCACUAUGUAUGCAGCAUUGAUAGAGAAGCUGGCAUUAGAGAUACACCAGAGUUUGCAGGCUUUAGAUCUUCUCAUGGUGUUCGUUUAAGAAAAAAUGAGUUGUGCAAUAAAUUUAUAUAGACUAUAUAUGACAUUGCAUGCAAAUGUGCAGGGGCUGAAUGUCAUCACCAAUGUAUAGCUCUCAUUUUUA